GAUUGGAUCGCGCCCGAGAAAUCAAAGUCGCGUUGCAGGGACCCAUCGACCGCCGACCCGUCCAGCAAGCCCGAACCGGCCGCCUCGACCCGACAUUUCGAGGCAAACCCACCGCUCACUCCCCUGUCGCCGUUGCCACUCGGGCUCUCUCGUUUGCGACACGCUCCGGCACUCGGACGGAGGCUUUUUACGACGUCUCGCUCUCUCACGCGACCUGCGUUCUUAGCCGGAUCCACCACGGCGGCCAUCUGAAUUUCGCAAGACCCCGGCGGGGUGCGACGAGGGGGAGAGCGAGAGAGUGAUCGAAGGAGGAACUGGGGAGGAGCCUCGGGAGCGAGGGGAACCCAACAGUUGCUCAUUGAGAUGGCGGCGAACGGGGAAGCGGCGGCGGUGGCCGCGGCACAGCUGGAUAGCAUCAAACCGCCCGAGGGCGUCAUCAUCCCGCCGCCGGGCGAGAUCCGCGAGGUCAUCGAGAAGACGGCCGGCUACGUGGUCCGUGGAGGUGUGGGCAUAGAGCAGCGCCUGCGGGAGAACCACGGCAACAAUUCAAAGUUCGGCUUCGUUGUCAACAGUGACGACCCCUACCACCCGUACUACGAAUGGCGCAAGGCGGAGUACAAGGCCGGGCGCGGCACCGCCGUCGCCGCCGGGCGCGCGAGUGAAGCGGUAAAACAGGCCGAGGCCGUCGAGGUCGAGGACAAGGGCCCGCCGAAACCGCCCGACUUUGAGUUCUCGGCCAAGAUGCCGCGAAUGAACCAAAAGGACGUCGAGGUGCUGCGCUUGACAGCCCUCUUCAUUGCCCGCAACGGCCGCCAGUUCCAGACCCAGCUUGCCCAACGCGAGGCCAAGAACCCACAGUUUCAGUUCCUUAUCCCGAACCACACCUUCCACAACUUCUUCCAGCACACCGUCGACCAGUACGCCACCAUACUCAAGGAGGACGGCAUGGGCGGCGACGGCUCGCGCGCCCAGGAGGUCCGAGUCGCCGCCCUGCGCCGCAACGCCGAGGACCGCUUCAGCGUGCUCGAGCGCGCACGGCAGCGCACCGCCUACUCCGCCUGGCAGGCGCAGCAGCGCCAGAAGGAGGAGGCGCUCGAGGAGAAGAAGAAAGACGACUUUGCGCGCAUCGACUGGAACGACUUUGUCGUCGUCGAGACCAUCACCUUCUCCGAGGCCGACGAGUCCAUCGCCCUCCCGCCUCCCACGACCCUCAACGACAUCCAGUACGCCUCGCUCGAGGAGAAGAAGAAUUUCUCCCUCAGCGCCCUGCGCAUCGAGGAGGCCUUCCCCUUCGAGGACACAGACUACAACGCCCACCCGGUCAGGCCGCAGCCGGCGCAGCCGCAGCCGCAGCAGAACGCGCUCGACCUCCCGGUCCACCCCGGGCCGUCCCCGCAGCAACAACGCGGGUACGCCGGCCCGGUCCAGGACGAGGAGGAGGUCCGGAGGAUACAGGAGCGCGAGCAGGCGCGGGCCCGCGCCCACGAGGCGCAGGCGCAGGCCAGGCCGAGCGCGGCGCCCGUCAAGAUCAAGGAGAACUACGUGCCCAAAGCAGCCGCCCGCGGCGUCAAGGCGGCGGGGCAGAUGGCCAUCUGCCCGAGGUGUAACGAGCAGGUCCUCAUGUCGGAGCUGGAGGAGCACAUGCGAAUCGAGCUCCUGGACCCGAGGUGGAAGGAGCAAAAGGCAAAGGCCGAGUCGCGCUACGCCACCACCAACAUGGCGACGGCCGACGCCGCCAACAACCUGAAGCGGCUGGCCAGCCAGCGCACCGACGUCUUCGACAGCGUGACGGGCCAGCCGCUGUCCGAGGAGGAGAUGGCGCGCCGCAAAAAGGCGACCAUCAACAGCUACGACGGCAAUCCGGACGGCAAGAGCCAGGCCCACAUCGCGCACCUGCAGAACGUCAACGUCGAGGAGCAGAUACGCGCGAUCCAGCAAAAGUUUGGCGAGCGGAAGGACUAGGUCUGUUGCUCGCGGCUGCUUUUUGUUUCCCCAUCCGAGAAUCAUGGCCGUGGCAAACAAAAGCGCCGGGGCCGCUGCCCUCUGAGCGGCUCGGGCUCCGCAGUGUCACUUCAACUUCACAUGCUUGUGCUGUCGUCUUUCUUUCUCUAUCUAUUGGGAUACAUUGAACAAAAUCGCCGAAAUUAUACCGAUUCUUCCGAGCAAGAAUACUCCGGCGGACACGAAGCAUGAAGAAAGGGGGCGACCCAGCUUACUCCAGUGAUAACCUUGUCUUUGUCGUAUAAUGUCAUCAUGUUUAUAUAGUGAAGGUGAUUUUUGCUGCGUUGCGGCUGUGGGGAUACUGUGAAGGAAGCGACCAGAAAUUGAUGGACCACAGCUACACGACCACAUGAAGAAUACAUACACCGAGGAAUCGCUACACAGCUUCCACACCGGAACUGGCCAUUUGGGGUGCAAACAUUCUGGCAUGAACGGACGGGAUCUCGACUGGGCUUGAAUUGGUGCCGACCAUACGUGCUUCGCUAUGCAAGAGUCAUCAUGCCUUCAGCACACACCAAGUCCAUGGGCGUGGCGCUCAAGGCACCACGCCCUGCCGCUUGCUAGCAACACCUGAAACCAUGUCAUAACCAAACAAACAAACAAUCAAACAAACGCUACAGUCAUG
This is a messenger RNA of Gaeumannomyces tritici R3-111a-1, 2626 nucleotides long. Its product is annotated as pre-mRNA-splicing factor sap114. The transcript is spliced from 2 exons. Gene Ontology annotation, biological process: regulation of alternative mRNA splicing, via spliceosome; mRNA cis splicing, via spliceosome. The record is from RefSeq and is a predicted model, not a curated record. Bases 364 to 1962 code for a protein of 532 amino acids. Gene Ontology annotation, molecular function: RNA binding. Gene Ontology annotation, cellular component: U2 snRNP; catalytic step 2 spliceosome; U2-type prespliceosome. NCBI's taxonomy places the organism in Eukaryota, Fungi, Ascomycota, Sordariomycetes, Magnaporthales, Magnaporthaceae.